Molecule: messenger RNA, 336 nt
Organism: Penicillium bovifimosum
Lineage: Eukaryota; Fungi; Ascomycota; Eurotiomycetes; Eurotiales; Aspergillaceae
Exons: 8
Coding region: 1-336 (111 amino acids)
Biological process (GO): protein insertion into ER membrane
Cellular component (GO): endoplasmic reticulum membrane
Molecular function (GO): protein folding chaperone
Source: RefSeq, a predicted model, not a curated record
AUGGCGUCAAAGAAAGAUAUGCGCAGGGCUGACCUGGCUCUCCCCUAUGUCGAUCCUCCCAAGAGCAGCAGCGAUGCUGAUAUCUCCAGCACAAUGUCGAGCACUCUGCCCAUGGCCGCCAUGUUCACACGCAACCGCAUGAUUGGAUGGUUGUCAUUCGUCUUCUCCCUUCAGUCUUGGUUGGGUGAAUCCCCAGACCAGAAGAAGAACGCCUCUACACCGGCUUAUAUGUCGGUUUUCAUGUCUUUGAUGGCCUUGAUUGUGACCUACUUCCCUCUAUUCUUGCCCCCGCAAGCCCCUGGGGGUACCGCUGCGGCCGCAUCGCCCUCCUCUUAA